Micropterus salmoides (largemouth bass) is the source of this 3178-nucleotide messenger RNA. It is a transcript of the gene hnf1a, whose product is annotated as HNF1 homeobox a. Gene Ontology annotation, molecular function: RNA polymerase II cis-regulatory region sequence-specific DNA binding; DNA-binding transcription factor activity, RNA polymerase II-specific. Gene Ontology annotation, biological process: regulation of transcription by RNA polymerase II; liver development; insulin secretion. The record is from RefSeq and is a predicted model, not a curated record. NCBI's taxonomy places the organism in Eukaryota, Metazoa, Chordata, Actinopteri, Centrarchiformes, Centrarchidae. Bases 1048 to 2640 code for a protein of 530 amino acids. Gene Ontology annotation, cellular component: nucleus. The transcript has 10 exons.
AACUGGGAGAGUGGCUACAGCAGAUUCCAGGUAAAACAUCAGAGGAAGACUGUAGUCCUAGGAACAGCUAAGAUACUGCGCAGAACCCUCAAACUCCCAGGCCUCUGGUAGAGGACCAGAGCUGGAGGAUGACACAUACACCCAGCAAGGGGUGAGAGGGGGAUUUUCAUACAUAUAUACAGUAUUUUUAGAGUAUUAGAGUAUUUUUACAGUGUGGUCUUGGUACUUUUACUUAAGUAAAAGAUCUUAAUAAUUAAAUAAGUUAUAUAAACACAUCUUCAGAAGUGACACGAUGUUGAUCUCUUGCUCCUCUCUUGUUCUCUUAACAGAUGGAGCUCACGCUCUACAUAGAAACAGCACAACAGCGCUCUCUAGUGGCGCGUAGGACAAAUCAAGCCAUUCAGUCUAUGGUUUUCAGUUAAUGUAACGUUGGUCUGUGCAUUUAUUAUGAUAUUUUUAACUACAUGCUUCAACAUUAAAGUUUGAAGUAUCCAUAAUUAAUAAAACAACAAGGGGAAGAAAAGCUUCUCUCUGUGUCCCAAACAUGUUUCACUGUGAAAUCAGAAAGAUCCACCCCUAUAUAAAUGCACCGUAAAACUUUUCCGUCAUGCUCUCUUUGUUUGUUUUCUUUGUCUGCUUUGAGAGGUGUUCUGUUGCCUCUGUAGUCAUGCAUUUAACUGUAACAUCCCCUUAUGUUUAUUUAUUGUUUUUAAAGUGCACUUUGGUCACUGUUGGGGACUGAGGGAGUGGGGACAAAGUUCACAGGGCGCAUGUAAGGAGGAGGGGGUGAAGAGGAGGAAGGUUAAAAAAAAGAAAAUUGACCUUUGAAAGCAAAACAGCAGGUGGAGAGCUAAAGCCAGGCAGCUCCGGACACAUCAGAAGGAAAUUCAACCCAAGGAAAAUGAAAGCAUACGUCCUCUUGAGCUGAAGAGGGACUACAAAUAUAAUGAAGCCCAACGCUGGCUGUCUGGCCGUCAUUUGAGUGUGGUAGGGCACAUGAGAGCAGAGUUUGUUUGCGAGGCUGUAGCGAGGUAAGGUAUCAGAGUAAUGGAAGAGAGUGCAGCCAAGGCGAAGCCGAGCCGCUUGACCGCACUUCAGGAGCAGCUGGUCUGGGCCCUGCUGGGAUCUGGACUGUCCCAGGACGUCCUAGUCCAAGCCAUGGGUGAGCUGGAGCGAGAGAGGGCGAGUGCUGGCCCCGAGAAGGUAGAGAGGGGGGAUGGAGAGAGCUCCGAGGAAGGAGAAAUGGAUUUCCCACCGCCUAUAUUCCGAGAGCUGGAAAAGCUUUCAUCAGAAGAGGCGGCCAAACUGAGGGUUGAAGUUGACCAGCUACUGCAGGGGGAUCCCUGGCACGUUGCAAAAAUGGUAAAAAGCUACAUGCAGCAGCACAACCUCCCUCAGAGAGAGGUUGUGGAGUCCACAGGACUCAACCAGUCCCACCUCUCCCAGCACCUCAACAAAGGCACACCCAUGAAGAACCAGAAGAGAGCCGCUCUGUACACCUGGUACGUCAAGAAGCAAUGGGAGAUCAGCCAGCAAUUUACCAACGCCAAACAUGGCUUUGCAUCUGGGGAGGAGCAAGGAGAGGACACCAGGAAAGGACGGAGGAACAGGUUCAAAUGGGGUCCAGCGUCGCUGCAGAUCCUCUUCCACGCCUAUGAACGACAGAAAAACCCCAGCAAAGAGGAGAGAGAGGGGCUGGUGGAGGACUGUAACAGGGCAGAGUGUAUCCAGAGGGGGGUGUCUCCCUCCCAGCUUGCAGGCCUGGGCUCCAACCUGGUUACUGAGGUCCGGGUGUACAACUGGUUCGCCAACCGCCGCAAAGAAGAGGCCUUCCGUCACAAACUGGCUCUGGACACACCUUUUCCCAACCAAUCCGCCUCCUCUUCUAACCACGCCCUCCCACCAAGUCCUGAGCAUGUGUUGUGGGACCUGACAUCUUGUUUUCCAGGAGUGAAAUACAGCCACCAAAUCCUGUGUGACACCGUGAGCUCAGCCAGAGGUAACGGAGGGGAGAGGGUGGGACGUCUUGUAGUCAGCCCUAUCCAACUGGAGCCCAGCCACACACUCCUCGAGACACAUAACCACAAGCAGCUGUCCAGCAGUGGUCCACUGCCCCCAGUAAGCACUCUGACCUCGCUGCACAGUCUGUCUGCCUCGACUGCUUCCUCACAGAGCCUCAUCAUGGCCUCGCUGCCCAGCGUCAUGAGCCUGGGGGAGUCCUCACUUCUCAUCGGUUUAGCCUCCACGCCGCCUCAGACCGUGCCCGUUAUCAACAACGUUGGAGGCGCUUUCACCACUCUCCAGCCAAUCUCAUUCCAGCAGCAGCUCCACGCCUCUCACCAGCAGCCGAUAUCACAGCAGCUCCAGAGCCACAUGAGUGCCAGUCCCUUCAUGGCAACCAUGGCGCAGCUGCCGUGUCACAUGUACAACAAGUCGGAUUCGCCCCAGUACCAUACGUCCAGUCUGCUGUCUCAAGCCAUGGUGAUCACUGACAGCAGCAGCCUGGGGACGCUGACCAGCCUCGCUGCUGUCCGACAGAUUCUAACAGCAGAAUCUGAUGAACCGACGGAUCCACCUUUAGAAGACUCUCUACACCUGCAGCCGCACACACCUGUGGCAGGUACACAAUUCUUCUUCUGAGAGCCUAGAGCUGUAUCCCGCUUCUCAGCCGACAGACAGCCAUCAAUCUCACCUGCUCUCGCCUUCACCAACAGACAUCAGCUCCUACAUUCCUACACAAAUGGUCUCUACAGCGCAGUAGAAGCUGCUCUGGCAAUGUAGCGUCUCCUCACCGUCUGGACUCGGGAGCGUGGCGGCGUUUUGGAUUGUCAGCUACCUCUGGUGUGAACUCCACAGGGACGAGUUUCAAAGACUCUCUAAAAUGCCGUACCACUGUAAUACGAACAAGUAUCGACAUUAGAGAAGAUUCACUUUUGAUACAACAAUCAACUGAAAAUCCACAUCAAAAUGUAUUUUUUAUUCAAAUGUUUAGUGAUACUCAGAUAUUGUACAUGAAGUUGAAACUUUUAAACCGCAUGUUACCUGCAUUUUUUUAUGUCACUGCCUUGCAAUGCUUUUUCUUUUUUAAACACUCUUAAUGAGUAUCUUUCAUGACAAAAGACUAUUUUGAAAAUAGCCAUGAGAAAUGGUAUAAAAAGACUUUUCACGAAGAAGUGAA